AUGUUUAUAUUUCUAUUGUUUAUUGUAAUUAGUAAUGCAACAGAGAGUAUUAACAAUACAAAAGUAAUACACACACAAAUAUAUUCAAAUAAACAUAAAAUAACAUACAAUGGAUAUGAUAUAUAUUUAAAAGGUAAAACUGAUGUACCUAAAGAAACAAUAUCAUUAGUACAAUUAUCACAUGAAAAUAAAGAAUCAACACUAAUAAAUAAUGUUCAAGAAGAGGAGAGUAGUAAAGAAAGUGGAACUUUAAGUGAACCAAAUAGUAAAGGAACAAUUAACUCGACAAGAAGUGAUAGAAAUAGUCAAACUGGAACAGUAGUAGAAGGACAAGAAGAUUCAAGUAUUAGUGGUUCAGGAACUACAGGAACAGUUAGUGGUAAAAAUAAUAGAGUAAGUGAAACAGGAAAUACAAAUGUCAAACAAGAAAAUAAAGAAGGUGAAGUAGUUAGUGAGCAAGAAAGUACAAGUGCAUGGAAUGAAAACACAAAAGAACAAAGUGACAAAGAAGUUGUAAAACCAGGAAAUACAGGAAGUAGUGGUACAGAACAAAAAGGAACAAGUGAUACACAAAAUGUAGGAACAGAAAGUGAUGGAGCAGAAACAAGUGCAAGACAUGGAAAAGAUGAAAAACACCAAAUAAAUGAAGAAGCAGGAAGUUCAAAAGAAGGUGUAAGUGAUAAAGGAAGUAGUGGAACAGGAAAUGAAGAUAAAGGAAUAGGAACUUCAGGAAAGAAUAGCAAAGGAGGAGAAACAGAAACUACAACAGGAAAGAAUGGAGAAAAAAAUAUUAAAGGAGAAAAUGAAAAAGAAAAUAAAGAAGAAAAAGAACCCAAGAAUGAACAAAAAGAUCAAGAACUAAAGAAAACCUCAGAAGAUGAAAAGAAGAAUGAACAAAAAGAUGGAAACCAAGAAAUCGAUAAUAAAACAGCAAGUAGUUCUGAUAGUUCAGAAAGUAAAACAGAUAAUGAUAUUAAUAAUAACUUUGAUAGUACAGCAUCUACAUUUAUUAUUCUUUGUCUUAUCAUUACAUUUUUAUUCUUCUAA
Messenger RNA from Entamoeba histolytica HM-1:IMSS, 1047 nucleotides. RefSeq names its product suppressor protein SRP40, putative. Lineage: Eukaryota; Evosea; Mastigamoebida; Endamoebidae. The record is from RefSeq and is a predicted model, not a curated record. Bases 1 to 1047 code for a protein of 348 amino acids. The transcript is spliced from 2 exons.